Molecule: messenger RNA, 3359 nt
Organism: Sapajus apella (tufted capuchin)
Lineage: Eukaryota; Metazoa; Chordata; Mammalia; Primates; Cebidae
Gene: CDH26
Product: cadherin 26
Exons: 17
Biological process (GO): homophilic cell-cell adhesion; multicellular organism development; cell-cell junction assembly
Cellular component (GO): plasma membrane; catenin complex; adherens junction
Molecular function (GO): cadherin binding; calcium ion binding
Source: RefSeq, a predicted model, not a curated record
UCUAAUGCAAAGACUCCCAAGCCACAGAGAUCUCCGUCCGCAAGGAGGCUUUUUCCCAUUUCUUUCCCUUCCACUUUAAUUCCAAACUCAAAAAGGCAGAUUAAUCUGGGCUUAAAAGAAGUUUUAGGAGAAAUAAUCUGCAAACCCCAGAGCCCUGGGACAUUGUUGGAAUAAGACUUUUAGUGUUUUGGACAGUAAAAGUUGUUUUCUCUUUUCUUUUAUUCUUCCAAAUCCCUUCCCCCUUAAAUGAUCAUUUCUUGCAGUCAUUUUCUCGUUUUCUUGUUUGUUUCAAGAGCAUAAGUGUUAUAGAAAAUAGUCAUUAACAUAUCUUGCUAUAGAAAGCGAUGAUUGGGCCUUCUAUUUGCAAACUAGAAUGAACAAGGAAACAAAUAAUUCUACUUUCUGACAGGUGCUGGUUUACUUCCUCUGGCUGAGCUGUUGUUCCUGAGGUCAGCCCCCAGCCAGUCUUUUGUGUACGGGCAGGACCAUGGUGGCUUUAGUUCCCACCCCACCCUUCCUAGGAACUCUACCUGUGGCAAACGGAUGUUGAGGCUUACAAAGCAGCCCGCCCCACUCUUAUAAAUGCAAGAAAAGCCAAGAAGGAAGGAGCAAGCUGGGAUGAAGCUAUCUGGGCCAAAGUGACCUGAAAACCAUCGGAGAAGAAGCCGCUGGCUGGGAGGGAGGGUGUGUGGCUCCGGCGAGACCACCAGCUUGGAGGACUGGCUAGCAGCUGCACGUUCUGAGUCUGUUUGGGUGUUCUCGUGUGGCUAUGAGAUCCAAGAGGCACCUGUCACUGCUGCUGCUUCUCGUGCUGCUGCUGCGGCUGCUGCAGGGAAAGAGCUACCAGACUCUACGGCGAUCCAAGAGAAGAUGGGUUAUCACCACCGUGGAGCUGGAGGUAGAAGACCCAGGACCCUUUCCCAAACUCAUUGGUGAGCUGUUCAAUAAUAUGUCUGAUAACAUGUCACUAAUGUAUCUAAUCAGUGGACCCGGUGUGGAUGAAUAUACAGAGAUUGGUUUGUUUUCUCUAGAAGAUCAUGAGAAUGGAAGGAUAUAUAUUCACCGCCCUGUGGAUCGAGAAACAACACUGUCUUUCACGGUUUGUUUUGAUGUUGCGGAUCGCUCAACAGGAAAAAUUGUGGAUAAAUCCUUAAUUUUCAACAUUAGGAUCAGUGAUGUGAAUGAUCAUGCACCCCAGUUUCCAGAGAAGGAAUUUAACAUCAUUGUGCAAGAAAGCCAGUCUGCAGGUCAACCUAUUUUUCAGAUGUUAGCAGUUGAUUUGGAUGAAGAAAACACUCCAAAUUCUCAAGUCCUUUACUUCCUUGUUUCUCAAACACCACUACUGAAAGAAAGUGGUUUCCGGGUUGAUCAUGUUAGUGGAGAAAUAUGACUCUCCGGAUACUUAGGUUAUGAGACUGCUCCUCAGUUUACACUGCUAAUCAGAGCCAGGGACUGUGGAGAACCAUCACUGUCAUCCACGGCCACCGUUCAUGUGGACGUGCAGGAAGGCAACAACCACAGGCCCGCAUUUACUCAGGAGAACAUGAGCCACCUGGGCUGCCCCAAUUAUAAGGUUCAGAUUCCUGAAGGCCGAGUCAGCCAGGGCGUGCUGCGUCUCCUGGUUCAAGAUCGAGAUUCUCCAUUUACAUCAGCUUGGAGAAUAAAGUUCAACAUCUUGCGUGGCAAUGAGGAGGGACAUUUUGACAUUUCGACUGACCCUGAGACCAACGAAGGGGUAUUACAUGUUAUCAAGCCUUUGGAUUACGAGACUCGCGCAGUGCAAAGCCUCGUCAUUGCCGUGGACAAUGAGGAGCAGCUCUUCUUCUGUGAGAGGGGAAAGCUUCAGCUGCCAAAGAAGGCCACAGCAAGUGCCACUGUGAGUGUGCAGGUGGCAGAUGCCAAUGACCCACCAGCCUUUCACCCCCAGGGCUUCAUUGUUAGUAAAGAGGAGGACGCUGGACCUGGGACCCUGUUGGGAACUUUUAAUGCUAUGGAUCCAGACAGCCAGAUAAGGUGAGAAGAGAGGAUAUAACUGAUUCAUGACCCAGCAAAUUGGGUCAGUGUUGAUGAAAACUCUGGAGUGGUCACCACCGUGGAGUCAAUUGACCAAGAAGCCCCUCCUGUAAAUGACAGUUUUUAUAUGAUCAUUGUUCACGCUGUUGAUGAUGGCCUCCCACCGCAGACUGCUACGGGGACCCUAAUGCUCUUCCUGUCUGACAUCAAUGACAACGCCCCAACUCUCCUGCCCCAUUCCCGCUACAUGCAGGUCUGUGAGUCUGCCGUGCAUGAGCCCCUCCACGUCGAGGCAGAGGAUCCGGACCUGGAGCCCUUCUCGGACCCAUUUACAUCUGAACUGGACAACACCUGGGGAAAUGCAGAGGACACGUGGAAGUUGGGGAAAAAUUGGGGUCAGUCAGUUGAACUUUUAAUCUUGAGGAGCCUGCCACAUGGUAAUUACUUGGUGCCACUCUUCAUUGGCGACAAACAGGGACUUUCCCAGAAGCAAACUGUCCAUGUGGGGGUCUGCCCCUGUGCCAGUGGGCUCACGUGUGUGGAGCAUGCGGAUGCAGGAGUGGGGCUUCUUGUGGGGGUUCUGUCCCCUGUGUGUGCAGCAUUUGUGGCUCUGGCAGUGGCUCCGCUUUUCCUGCUGCGAUACUGUUUUGUGCUUGAAUCCAAGAGGCGCGGAUGCUCAAUCUCCAAUGGCAAAGGCCAUCAAACACUGGUCGCGUAUAAUGAGGAGAGCAAAGCCACUUCAGCCCAGACAUGGUCAGAUGUUGAAGGCCAGAGGCCGGCUCUGCUGAUUUGCAUGGCUGCAGCGACAGCCACACAGGGAGCUAAGGAUCUCUAGGAAGUGCCUCUGUCUGCACCGAGUAGGCCAGCCCAAGCACGCUCUGCUCUGGGGAGUUGGGUGAGUUCCAGAAGAGGUUAUGGAGAGCUCUUUGAGCCAACAGGUGUGAAAAACAUAUAUUCUACUCCCAUAAGUACAGAUGCUUACCCAGAUUCCACAGUGCACAGACAGCUCCUGGCACCGGUGGAAGGAAGGAUGGGCGAGACACUGAGUCAGAAGCUCCAUGUUGCGGAUGUGCUGGAAGACGACCCCAGCUACCUGCCUCAUGUCUGCAGUGAGGUGGGGGAGUGUGGAGGGGCCCCAUCCCUCAGCUCUCUGGCCAGCUCGGAACAGGAGCUGCCUCCUGAUUAGCUGGACUCUUUGGGCUCAAAAGCGACGCCAUUCGAGGAAAUACAUUCAGAGUCGGGCGUUCCUUUCUAAAACAGUGCAUAUUUUGGAGAAUUGAAGUAAUUCAUGGAGGGGAAUCAGUAUUCCAGGAUUUUUCACCUUUGUUCUUCCUUUCCCUCCUUAA